CUGUGGCCUCUAGCUGCAGGUCCAGCCCGCUGGCCACCCUACCUCAACGGGCCCUCGCAGGGGCUCCCACGUGAGCUACAAGCGGUGCUUUGCCGGUGCUUGGGGACCGGGAGCCAGUGAUGCAGCAGAGGCUGCGUGUUGCCUGACUGGGGAUGCUGUGGGCUGCUGUGGGAACGCCUGCCUCCCCGAACACAAAGUGACUGCAACUAAGUCGAGGUUGGGACUACUUCUCCGAGGAUGCCCUGUGUGUCUCCAGUCGCUCCCCUCUGGCCUCACUGCAGAAUAUUUGGAGUUGCUUGCUCACCCUUGCUGAGGGGGGACAGAGGCAUAGGCCUCCAGAGGGUUAAGAGCAUCUGCCUUUAUGCCAAGUGUUUGAGCAGGAAAUAAUCUGCAGAGAUACAUGUGCAGCAAUUCAACUGCUGCCGCUCUCCCAGGCUGCCGCCGCUGCUGCAGUUCAGUGUGUGAGAGAAGCCGUGCUGCUCACAGAAGAUGCUUUCUUGGUGUGUCCGAAGCGCCAGGCACGGCAGCGGAACCCUGGCUGUCUGAGCUGGGGUAAAUGUCUCCAUCCGAGAGGAAUUAUGUUGACUUGCUGGCUCUGUUGGCUCACCGAGGGUUGUCAUGCUAUGCUUGACUCGGCACUGACAUAUCUUAUAUGGAAGGCUGGAGAAGCAUCCCCAUUUUUAGCUGUAAUUUGGGCCCAAAUGCAGGCAAGAACAUGUUUCCUUUUUUUGCAAGAACAGGACACUUGUGCAUCCUCCUUUGGGAUGCUGUAGAGAAGACCUCUACUGCUGUGCAAGACCUCUGUGUUUCAGGUGGAGGAGAAGACAUGGGUCUGUUGCAUUCACUGCUGUGCAUGAAUCAAGAAGCCACAACCUGGCCUGGGGAUGGAGGCUGCGAUGAUGCCUGGAAAUUAGCUGCUCCUCUCCAUCCUGGAAAAGAGGAUCCCUUCUUACUCAGACACUAGGUCUCCCUGGCGUAUUGGAGUCUGCUCCCUGGUGACCAGUUCAGCUUGGUGCCAUCCACAGGUGCAGAGUGCUUCAAAAAGACCCCACUGAAAGCAUGCUAGCAAAACCCUGAGUCACAGACAGCAAAAUUUUCUCACACAUCACCAUACACUGGCCUCCAAUCCUCUUUGGAGCAAAUACCACAGGCGCGGAACUUUGCUGUUUCCUGUUGUGCUGCCUGGGACAUUUUCCGUGUUAACAAGGGCUAAUGGAAACCUUCGUCUAGGUGGUACCACGUGAGGGUGAGACACUUGUCCUGCUCCCUGACGACCUCUCUCUGCUUUGGUCCCUGCCAGCAGCGCUGUGUCUCCACACACCAGAUGUGCAGGAGGCUGCAAAGAGCUUCCCUCCCUGAGCACAGGUGCUCUCUUUCAAGGAAAAAAAUGGUGGAACUGGAAACCAGCUGGAGAUUGCAAAGUCUCCUUUCCCUUGAGGUUGCUGGUCAGUGGUCACCUUCCACCACAUCUAAGGAAACUAGAAGAGCUCCACACUAACUUCUGUAAAGUUGUUUCACUAUGGAAGAGCAAAUGAUUUUCUGGCUCAGGUUUUGUGAAGUUCGGCAUCUGCCUUGGACCUGCAGUUUGGAAAAGGGAUCAUCUCUGAGGCACAGUUAAGAGACAGAAAAACCAGUCCCAGACGAUGAGCACUUUAAGUAGCACUGGAAUAUUACUCAGCUUAACGACAGUGUCUGUUACGCUGGAUUUUAGCUUGCAUGGUGGUCUGAUGGCUUGGUCCCUAAGCAGCAAUUUGACUCUGAAUCAGAGUUUGCCUACAUCUGAUCCUCCUAAUGCCUCAGAGAAGGGCGAAGUCUCUCGGAUGUCCAUGAGGGAGAAGAACUGGCCAGCCCUUCUGAUCUUGGUUGUCAUCCUGCUGACCAUUGGGGGGAACAUAUUGGUAAUUAUGGCUGUGUCCUUGGAGAAGAAGUUGCAGAAUGCCACAAACUUCUUCCUGAUGUCCUUGGCCGUGGCAGACAUGCUGGUGGGUAUCCUGGUCAUGCCGGUGUCGCUCAUUGCAGUCCUGUACGAUUAUGCUUGGCCUUUGCCUAAACAGUUGUGCCCUAUAUGGAUUUCCCUAGAUGUGCUCUUUUCAACUGCAUCUAUAAUGCAUCUCUGUGCCAUCUCUCUUGAUCGGUAUGUAGCAAUACGCAAUCCCAUUGAGCACAGCCGCUUCAAUUCCCGCACCAAGGCUAUUAUGAAAAUUGCUGCAGUUUGGACCAUAUCCAUAGGGAUAUCUAUGCCCAUUCCAGUCAUUGGUUUGCAGGAUGACUCCAGGGUGUUCGUGAAUGGGACCUGUGUCCUCAAUGAUGAGAACUUCGUCCUCAUUGGAUCCUUCAUGGCGUUCUUCAUCCCUCUCAUCAUCAUGGUGAUCACAUAUUGCCUGACGGUCCAAGUCCUGCAGAGACAGGCAACGGUGUUCAUGUGUGGAGAGGUGCCCAAGCAGAGGAGGAGCAGCGUAAACUGCCUCAAGAAGGAAAACAACACAGAGAACAUUUCAAUGCUUCACAAUCACGAAGGAGCAUCUCAUUUGAACUCUCCUGUAAAUAAGGAGGCAGUGCUUUUUCGGAAAGGGACUAUGCAGUCUAUCAACAACGAGCGAAGAGCCUCCAAGGUCCUGGGCAUUGUCUUCUUUUUGUUCCUCAUCAUGUGGUGCCCAUUUUUUAUUACUAAUGUUAUGUCUGUCCUGUGCAAGGAAGCCUGCGAUGAAGACCUCUUGAGUGAACUCCUUGAUGUGUUUGUUUGGGUGGGGUAUGUUUGCUCUGGAAUUAAUCCCCUCGUAUACACACUCUUCAACAAAACAUACCGCAGGGCUUUUUCCAAUUACAUCCGUUGCCAAUAUAAGAACAGUAAAAAGUCAGCGCUGCGGCAGAAUCAGUGUCUGAAUGUUGCUUCAACAGCUUUAUAUGGGAAAGAUCUGACUUUAACUAGUUAUCGAAAUGGUAAUGAAUUCAAUAGCAUGGAACUAGAUGACGAGGGCCUUGAAAUGCAACCAGGGACUUCAGAGCUCUCCAUAAACAGCUGUAAUGUUGUCAGUGAAAGAGUGAGCUGUGUGUAGAGGUGGCUCACACAGCCUUUCGCUACGGUGUAUCUGUAGCCAAAAUAUAUUGUAUAAAAAUGUAAGUGUUGGUCAAAGGACAAUGUAAAUAUUGCAUUCUGAACAAAGCUUUUUUUUUUUAAAGAAAAAAAAGAGUUGUCUUUCCAGUCCAGUACUUAAAAUCAUAUAAUUAAUAUACUGCAGUGAAGUUUAAGGUCCUAUAUUUACUGUUAAUACUAGAUCAGAACUAUUAAUUACUUUGCAUAUGUCAUGGACAAAAUGUUUGAAUUCUUCUUCCAGUGCAUGAACAAAAAUGCUGAAUAUUUAUCUCAGGUGACAUUUGCUGGAGUCCAGAAUGGCACGUUAAUAGUUAUAUAUCAAAUACAUGCUAUUAGACUUGGUCAGUAUAACUUUCUUUUUCAAGUUGACAGUAAAUAUAUACUUUAAAUCCUCACCCCUAUUUGUGCCGUGUAAAGACUGUACGGAAACCUGGCAGAGAGACAUCACGAAAGCAUAGCGACUAUGCAGACACCUGGCCAGACAUGUCCUGGUGUGGGUAGUGGCUUGCUGUCAUACUGGGGCAUUCUUGUACUUCAAGGGAUCUCUGUUAAAUUUUUAUUCCCUCUCCAAUCCUGCUGUUUUCUUUCCAUUCCCUGGGAGGCUCUGGCUCGCCAGGGAAAGGUGGAAUAUGCAGGUUUUGUGUGUUUUUGUGAUCCUAGCUGGGAUCACUUGCACACUUGGAGAAGAAGCACAAGAAACAGUGAAUACCAAUUAUCUGCUUCAAUCAUUUUAUAAAUGGAGUGCCUCAGAUUUAUAAAAAGUCCAAACUGAUCUUACAGACAGUCAUCUGCUCUGGGAUGGAACAAGAUGUUCUCAGUGUGGAUGGCACUGCCUUCACAGGUUGCUUGGGUGAUUAGGGUCUUUGGCUGACCCAGAAAAGAGCGCUUUGGCUUUAUAAGAGCUCUUGUCUUCUCAGUUCUCACAUCUAUUUAUUUCUGAGCCUGUUUAGCACCUGCUUUCAGUUUUCAGCAUCCUGGGACUUGUGUUGCUGGUGAUAAAACACUGCUUUGGGUGUAGAACAGAAACUGCCGUGCAUGUGGUGCUGGUUGGGGUCAGACUGUGAGGUGCAGGAUAAACCUCCCUGGGGGAAUCUAGGACAGAGGCAUACACGAGGGUCCCUGCUCAUUUCUCCUGUCUCAGGAAGGGGUGGGCAGAGUUGGAAAGAGUGUGACUGGUAUUAUUUGCUGGUGAAGUGGUUCAAAAGCAAAGAAUGGCCAGAGACAGGAAGGAAGCAUUAAGCCUAGAUAGAAGAUUAAUCUGUAUGAACUUUUAAAUUGUUUUUAUUCCAUUUCACUCCCAAAGUAAAUUAUAGUAUAUCAUAUUGACACCACUUACAUCUUAAUGAAAGCACCCACACUGGGCUUAAAUGCAGUUUCUGUAAUCUGCUUUUAAUUCGCACCAUGUAUAAUUUGAAUUAAUUUUCCCGUGUUCUCAUGUAGCAAAACCCUCCAAGGCAUCAUGUCUUUCUGGCACUGAACCUCUAGGGUGAUGCCUCUCAUUCAAUUUUGCUUGUGUAGAGUAUUGCCUAAUGCCAUAUAUCACUCAUAAGGUUUUUACAUCUUCAUUAACUAAUUCUGCAGUGCCCAUCUAACACAGAUGCAUUUAGCAUCACUGACAGCCUCUGGCUAUGAAAAUCCACAGAACAGAAAAGCUUACGCUAGGCAUGGAUAAAUUGCAUUUUACUAACAUGAACUGCUUUUAUUCUAAGCUUGUUGUGUUCAUCCCACUAAAAUUAACUUGUAGAAGAAAUGGAAAAUUCUGCUAGUUUUUUAGCACGGCACCAUUCUGUUGCAUUGCUGUUUACGGCAACAAUCUCUCUUAAGUCCACUACUGAAACACAACACAUGAGUUGCAUCUGCUGCUGGAUUGCUUCCAGCUUAAAGUGUUCAUAGUCCUUCUCUCCUUCAUCCCCUCCUGUGAAAAAUCCAUAAUACUCCCAUGCAGACAGGAGAAGUAUCCCAGUACGGAGUGAGCUUACUGCUUCCAGAAGACAGCAGAGAUGCACCGUGUGCCAGCGUGCUGAUACUACUACAGGCUUGAAUGCUCAGGAAUCCACUUGCCUCUCCAAAAAGGUCUGGUAAUCAGUAGGAAAAGAACUGGCUGGAGACACAGGCUUGUGCCUUCACUGACUGCCCUUUGCCCUGAGUGAGAUUUUAUUAUCUCAAACAGUACAGAAAAAUCAAAAAGAUUGCGUUACUUUAUAAGUCUUUUUUUUUUCUUGGAUAAAUUCUUAGCACAUCUUUUCCGAACAUGUAUAUAUGUGUGCAUAUAUGUAUGUGCGAGUGUGCACAUAUAUACAUAUAUAUAUAUAUUUAAAAGCCAACCACAGACUUUAUAAGCAUUUAGCAAUAAGUUGAAUUACAAUGGCUUCUAGCGCGUCUGAAUAACUCAUUUUCCAUCGCAUUCUCAGAUUUGAUAUAAGUCCACACACAGGCAUUGUCUUCUCAUAGGAGCGUUUACCUCUUACCCUUGCCAGUUCUGUUGUAUGGUUAACAAUGGAACCUACUAUAUUUGGAUGUACAUAAUGGGAAUUGAACAGAGAAUCUACAGAUUUUUUAUAAAUGUUUUUUAAAAAUUUAGCACCAGAACUGUAAAUACAUCAACCGUUGCUACUCAGCUGGACCUGUUCUGAUGUACGUCACUCGUUUAGAUUAACAGACAAGGGGUCUGCCUUACAGUGCCUGUGUUUUCUCCUGGCAAGUGGGUGAUAACAUUUUUGUUAGUGGUUAAAUACUGUCACCCAGCUUCCUUUGGGUCAUUCACAUCAGGGUUUUGUGAUGCUGCUAUUAAUUUAUUAAAGAAAGUUUGUUGGUUUAAUCAUUCUUAAUUUUUUUUUUCAUGGUCCACCAGAAAAUAAAUAAAUUAACGUUCCCUCUCUUUCUUUCAUCUGUCCCCAAUUAAAAUCUUCCCUGAGUGACCAAAAUGCAAAACAACAACAAAAUAUGAGGAUGAGGUUGAGGAUGACUUUUAUUUUUCCUCCCACACUUGAAGUGUAGCCCACAGUUGCUUAAUCACAAAAAUGAGUGUCAGCAGAUAUCUCAGCACUU
This is a messenger RNA of Cuculus canorus (common cuckoo), 6142 nucleotides long. It is a transcript of the gene HTR2C, whose product is annotated as 5-hydroxytryptamine receptor 2C. Gene Ontology annotation, cellular component: dendrite; plasma membrane. The transcript has 6 exons. NCBI's taxonomy places the organism in Eukaryota, Metazoa, Chordata, Aves, Cuculiformes, Cuculidae. The record is from RefSeq and is a predicted model, not a curated record. Gene Ontology annotation, molecular function: neurotransmitter receptor activity; G protein-coupled serotonin receptor activity. Gene Ontology annotation, biological process: G protein-coupled receptor signaling pathway, coupled to cyclic nucleotide second messenger; chemical synaptic transmission. Bases 1644 to 3056 code for a protein of 470 amino acids.